UGUGUCCCAAUACGGAAAUAUAUAGUAUGGUCACAUGGUCCAAAGAAGUCUUGGACGUAUAAAUUAGGUAUAGAAUAAGUAUUCAUAUUGGUCAAGUUUCUUAUGUGUGCAUAUUUCACCUGUUGGGGUGAAAACAAGUUUGAUUGAUAGGGGCGUGCCUGGACCAUAAACAAAAAAUUAUUUCAUCCAUUAUAAAUAUAUGUUAUCUUUAGAAAUGAAAAUUUAAUGUUCGCCUGGCUGUGCUAGGCUUGAACAUUUAAUUUUAAAAAGACCUCCAAAUAAACAAUAACCUGUACAAGAUGACUGGUGUGAUGGUGUUAUGAUUAAUAAUAUGAUGAUAUUUCAAUAAUACUAACUGUUCUUUUUCUUAUGGAACUAUUUUGUCCCAUUCUCGCUACAUGAAGGAUUCUAUAUAUACUGCACUUAUCUGGGGCUGUAUUCAAUAUAAUUUUUAUUCUAAGACAUGCCUCAGUGAUUCCAUACAUUCUUUAGUCCAAUCAAAACAAUCUGAAAUUUUAGUCAAACAGCUGGUUAUUACAUUCAGCCCCUGAUUUCAAAUUUACCCUCAAAUGACCUUUAAUCUGUGAAAGUUUAGAGAAAUAGAAGAAAAAAAAAAGUUGCAAGUAUACAUGUACUAUUUUUUCUUCUUAGUAUCAGUAUCAUUAAAACAUUUAAAGAAUGGUAAGGUCAUACAUGUUAUUUGUUUGCCUUAAUGCAAAAAACUUGAGUAAUUAUAAAAUUUGUCCCAUGGAAGAAAUGUGUCAAUAUAAUCAGAUCACCAGGUUAAAAACAAUAGAGUUAAUUGACUAAAACAAUUGGAGGUGAAAUUUAAGAAAAUGUUUGAUACCAGUCCAUGAGAAUCAAACAUUAAUAGUUCAUUAACCAGUCUAACUGAAUUCGGUGUUACAUACUUUGUGUUUAAGUUGUUAAUAUUGUGAAAUAAAAAGUGUGCUGAUGAUGAAACAUGUCAAUAUUUUUUUAUUAUUUAAAUGGAUACAACUUAGAGCAUAAGCUUCAUGUUUGAAGUCCAGCUGUUUGCAGAUGUGUACAUAAUAUAGCGGUCAAAUAACCAAUCAAAAUGGGAUGUUGCUGUUCUCGGAAGAAGAAAGUAGUCCGCUGGCAGGUAGCAGACGAGGGUCCUGCUGAUGAAAAAUUCACCAACAAAGAGUGGCUACCCAAAAUCAUCACAAAAAAGCCCAGAUACGCUCACCCUGUGGGCUCGUUCGGGGUCAAGAUACUCGAUGAUGAACAGGAAUGCAAUAUAACAGGAGCAGCGUUCUUACCAAAUGGGGACAUAUUUCUUGUAGAUAAAGCAAAUAAAAAAUUGAAACUUUUUGAUAAAAAGAGUUACAAGUUUAUAAUGAGUUCUCAAGUUCCAUCUUAUCCAGAAAGUGCAUGUGGGAUUCCUGAUUCUCCGAAUGUUUUUGUGACUUUUCCCGCAUCAAGUAGAAUACGAAAUAUUGGAAUGUCAAGGAGCGAAAUGCAGCGUGUUGAUACAGUACAAACAAUUGGUAGAUGCACAGCUAUAAGUAGUAACAAGUACGGUGGUCUAGCAGUGGCGGUCAACAUGAUGGGCAACCAAUGGCAGAUACAUCUAAUGAAUGCAGCAGGAAAAGUGCAGAAGAAAAUCCACUCAGAAAUGCUAUUUGUGAACCCAGAACAUAUAGCCAUAACACCAGAACUGAACCUUGUGGUGUCGGACAAGGGUAACAACACUAUUUUCCAUCUGACCCCAGAAGGCUAUGUGAUAUUUGCAUACAAAGACCUUCUAUCGCCCAAAGAUGUUUUCGUGGAUAAAAAAGGCUAUAUAUACGUUAUUGGGUCAGACAGAAUCCAUCAGCUUAAUGAACGAGGAGAGAAAGUUCAGUACAUGUUGUCAAAGGCAGAGAUAGGAUUUUCUCCACAGACUUUAGCCUACCGGGAAAAAGAUGAAUUCCUUCUGGUUGCUGGAAGGUCAGACAAGGUCAAAGUCUAUGCAAUGAGUUGAUUAAAAUUGAAACAUUGUGUAUCUCAAUUCAUGAAUUUAUUAAUCUGAAAACUGGUUUCCACUAUAAAGUUAACUUAAUUUUGAACAAUGUGUUGUCAAAGUCUCCUCCAGCAGUUGGUUUAAACAUAUUUUGUUCAACAUAUAAAACAAACUACACAGAAUAUGCACACCCACAAGUUGUCUAUAAUAUUGAAAUAGAUUGGAACGAAAGCAUAGCUUAUAGAAUUCUUGCAGUUGAUGUACAAGAUUGUAAAUGUGUAUCUCAUUUAAGAGCUCAUGAUUCUAAACGUCCAAGACCUGACUGUGACUAGAACGGAUUAUGUCUGAUUCAUAAGCAGAAUAGGAUUUUUUAAAAGCUUAAUACAUACUAGAACUCCGCGAGUCGGAUGUGUCGCCUGACGAAUUAUUUACUGUCGACAUUAUAGCUGUUAGAUUGGCAUUUUAUUCAUUUAUAGACAAUGAUGUUGCCAUUUAACUUUCAAGUGUAGGUGGCAUUUGAACCCUCAAUCAGAUAUACCUACGGAAUAAGUUUCAGGUUGAAACCUCCUAUAGUUUACGAGAUAUGCCACGGACAAAACCUAAGCAAGAAAAUUAACAAAGGGCAAUAACUCUAAAAAUAUGGCAGCAAGAGUAACGGUUCUUGUGCACUGCACUUGCCCUCAAUGAGAUCUAUCUAGCUAUGAAGUUUCAAGUUGAUACCUCUUAUAUUCUUCAAGAUAUGGCCCGUACAAAACUUUAAGCAUGAAAAUUAACAAAGGGCAAUAACUUUAAAACUAAUUGUGCAUUGCACUUGCCCUCAAUGAGAUAUAUCUAGCUAUGAAGUUUCAAGUUGAUACCUCUUAUAUUCUUCAAGAUAUGCCCCGGACAAAUCUUUAAGCAUGAAAAUUAACAAAGGGCAAUAACUUUAAAACUAAGAAAGCAAGAGUUACUGUUAUUGUGCACUGCACUUGCCCUCAAUGAGAUCUGUCUAGCUAUGAAGUUUCAAGUUGAUACCUCUUAUAUUCUUCAAGAUAUGCCCCGGACAAAACUUUAAGCAUGAAAAUUAACAAAGGGCAAUAAUUUUAAAACAAAGAAAGCAAUAGUAACAGUUCUUGUGCACUGCACUUGCCCUCAAUUAGAUCUAUGUACAUAUGAAGUUUCAAGUUGAUACCACUAAUAGUUUAGGAGAUAUACCCCGGACAAGCGAAAAUGUGACGCGGACGCCGCCGACAAAAGUAACCCCUAUAUGUCGUCUUUUCAGGCCACACAAAAAUGGGUGUUUUCCAGUAUUUUCUCAUAAAAAGAGGUCACCAUCAUGAAAUAAUAUCAUUAUAAGAUUAUUAUUAUCUUGAUAGACAACCAGCACUUUAAAUAGUGCAAUAACUUUUGAUGUGACAUCAUAGGUAAACAACCUUGACAAGCUUUUAUACUCUGAGGUUUUAUGUAUUUGGUCCUGUUAAUCAUCAAAUUAGUAUUUAUAUAUUAUAAAUAGAAUGUCACAUUCAAGGUUAUUCAAUAUAAAAUUGAUUAAACUCAUUUAAUUAAACUGAUGAAAUCUCACCAAGACUUUUUUUUUAUAUUUCAGAAUACUUGUUUAAUUAAUUCCGUAUUGAAUGACAACUCAUGUAAUUUCCCCUCUCUCUCUAUAUAUAUAUGGUUGAGGACAACAUGAUCAUGCUGUAGUAUAAUGGGAUUAAUGUGUUGAAAAAGUUUCCUUUUUUGUAAGUUUGUUAUAAUUGUUAACAUUUUUGUAAUUCACACGAAUAAACAUGAUUAAUUUUAUGAUUUUUUUAGUUGAUUUUUAUAAUUCUUUUUUUGUAUGAAACAAAUCAUGUGAAAAACAUAUUUACAUUAAUUUUUAAGAAAAGUUGUAUUCAUUCAUAAUUUUUGUUAUAUUAUUAUCAUAAUCUUAUUCAUGCAGUUUCUGCACCAAAGAAGGCAAGACAAAUCAGUUUUCAGCCCAUGUAUGUGAUUCUACAGCGACAUUUUCAAGUAAACCAAAUGCCUAGGUCCUUGUUUGGACAGUUAUAUUCUCAACUCAACUUCAGAAUGCAACACCAAAAUAAUUGUGGCUAUCCCCAUCGGAAAUCGGUCUCAUGGUAUUGAAGAUCAUUUCACCACCCAAAAGGCUAAACAAAUUAACAUCAAAGCAACUUGUUGGAGCCUCUCAAAUGGACACAAGUAAGGGUUUCUGCCCAGUAAAAGGCCUUUAGGGACAUGAGAGAGAUUCACAUGAACAUUUAGCUGUCUUUGCAGUCAAGUGGAUUGAAAAGGAACUAGGUUAAUAGA
Molecule: messenger RNA, 4255 nt
Organism: Mya arenaria
Lineage: Eukaryota; Metazoa; Mollusca; Bivalvia; Myida; Myidae
Exons: 2
Coding region: 1079-1987 (302 amino acids)
Source: RefSeq, a predicted model, not a curated record